Rhododendron vialii is the source of this 456-nucleotide messenger RNA. RefSeq names its product dirigent protein 15-like. NCBI's taxonomy places the organism in Eukaryota, Viridiplantae, Streptophyta, Magnoliopsida, Ericales, Ericaceae. The record is from RefSeq and is a predicted model, not a curated record.
AUGAAGGCAAAGUUAGCAACGUUUAAAUUGUAUUUGCAUGACCAUGUGAGUGGCAAGAACCCAACUGCAGUUGUAGUGGCCUGAGCCAACUUCACUUAAGACCCCACCCCUUUCGGGACAAUCGUCGUGAUCGACGAUCCGUUGACAGUUGGGCCCGAGCCCCACUCUGCGGUCAUGGCCCGGGACCAGGGAAUUUAUCUAUCGGGUGGGCUGGAGGAAUUUUCUCUAAAUAUGAACUUCAACUUUGUCUUCACGAGCGAGGAGUACAAGCCACAAGGCACUCUUAGCCUCUUGGGGCAGAACCCGGUCUUCCAUCCGUAUCGUGAAUUGUCCAUUGUCGAAGGGACCGGUGUUUUUCGACUUGCACGAGGAAUCGUCACCAUGAAAACGUACCAGUUCAAUGCCACCUCCCAUGAUGCUACCCUAGAGUAUUAUUUUGCUACCCUUCACUAUUGA